UUGCCACGCAGAAGUUGCCGGUGCCCCGGUUGCUAGGGUCCGAGUGCGGCGCGCUUCGGCCAUGUGUGCAGCCUCCGCACGAGCGGGCGACAGGGAGCGCUACGCGCGGGUAUUUGCAGCAUGUGAUGAAGACAGCAAAGGAUAUCUAAGCAGAGAGGACUUCAAGGUUGCUGUAGUAAUGCUGUUUGGUUACAAACCCUCAAAGGUGGAAGUAGAUUCAGUGAUGGCUUCUUUACAACAAAAAAAUUCAGGUGUGUUACUUGAAGAGUUUUUAAACCUUAUGACUACAAAGAAGUCGGCUCAGUUGUAUCACAGUGAAAUAAGACAGAUAUUCACAGCUUUUGACAUGCAAUGUAGAGGAUUUCUGACUUUGGAAGAUUUCAAAAAGGCCUUUGAUUCCGUUGCUCCAAAAUUACCCAAAAGAAUCAUAAUUGAAGCCUUCAGGAUCCUAUGUCAAAUAUUUGGAAUUGAAAGGGAACUGAGAGAGGGUCACAGCUCCUCUCGCUCUUAUGGCAUCCUUUGGUACACAGGGAGACGGGGGAAGUUGAUCAAGAUUCUGAUGGUCAUGUCAGCUUCAAAGAGUUUGAAUCUGCAAUGAACUAUGGACAAGAUGAAGUAUCACCUCUGCACUUUGCCUAGUGUAUUUUCUGGUGAAAAGACAAAGCAAAAACUUCAGAUCUCAAGACAGUUUAAAAAAAUCAGUGGAACUUCAUUUGUUCCAUGAGCAUUUUAAAAAAUCUGACUAUAAAUGGCAACUUUGAAGAACUGCCUUUGAAGCUCUUCUUUUGACAAGUAGGAUGUAGUACUGUAAUUUACAUAUAUGCAUAUGUGUGGAAUAUUUACAGUAUUUGGAAUCUAACUUGUUCCUCAACUUACUCUCCUUGGCAACAUGAAUUAUGUACCUUUUCUUUUUGGAUCUAUAGAUGAAAAGACAAAGGUUUUUGUUUCAAGUUACUUUGUAUUCGAUCUCUUGGCUUUUUCAACAGUAUUUCACUAACAGACCCAAAUGUCUUAUACUCCUUUAUAAAGAUUUUGCCUAAGACUAACUAGUAAAAACUACAGCUGAUAAAACCAGUUCUUUUUAAACCCAGGUUCAACUUCUCCCACUGCUCCUGCUCUCUGGGUCUCUGGGUUAUUCUUCCCUCCUCCAGCUUCUGCUUCCUGCCCCUACCCCUGGGGUAGGACAGGGAAGUCCACAGAGGAUUUGGGAGCCUGAAGCCCACACAGAGGUCAAGGGGAAGCCUGUGCUGCCCACGCAGCAUGCAGCCCAACAGGGGCCACAGCCUGCAUGAGGUGCAGCUCCUAGUCACUCAGAAGUUGGACAAUUCUAUUUUAAAUGGUCAGUUUACAUGUUUUGCAUAUAAACACAUUGCCUUCUUAAUAUAAUAUCACACAUUGUUUUUCUGUGCAAGAUUGUUCAUUGGUCAGUUAAACGUGAUUACAUUCCAAAGCAUCACAGUUUAAAAAAUAGGAAUUGAAUAUGUAUUAUUUAAUAAGCAUAAGAAAACAACGCUUAAGCAUUUUUCAAAUUGAAUCAAUUCUUUUUGAGAUUAAAAGAAAUUUCUAAAAUGUGUUCAUAAGGCCUGAAUGUGGCUUGCCAAAAAA
This is a messenger RNA of Gavialis gangeticus (Gharial), 1605 nucleotides long. It is a transcript of the gene EFCAB11, whose product is annotated as EF-hand calcium binding domain 11. Gene Ontology annotation, molecular function: calcium ion binding. Bases 62 to 598 code for a protein of 178 amino acids. The transcript is spliced from 7 exons. NCBI's taxonomy places the organism in Eukaryota, Metazoa, Chordata, Crocodylia, Gavialidae. The record is from RefSeq and is a predicted model, not a curated record.